AUGUAUCUUUAUUUGAUUCUUCUUUCUAAUUGGUAGCCUUCCAAUUUGUCUACUUCUCUCUCACAUAUCUUUCUUUCUGAAUCCCAGCACUUACUGUCUUCACUUAUUUUUUCUCAAAUAAGAGGUUCUAAUAGCAACAACCUUUGGCCGAUUUGCUCAACUUUAAGUGGUCAAAAGACUUGAAAACUUGAACUUUGGCUUCACUAGUGAGAAUUGCAUACAUGGAAAGAGGAAAACAAAAUGAAGGAGAAACAGAGAAAGGGGAAGCAAACAACUCAUCGGUCGCAUCUUAUGUACUUCGCAAGGACAUUUCCAUUCUUCUGGAUUUCGUUGAGAGGUUAAAGAAUGAAGAAGAUCAAAUAGCCCUUGACAUGGAUCAAAUUGAAAAACUGAAAUUGAAGCUGACAAUUAUGUCGACAUUUCUUCAGCUUUCUUAUUUCAGCUUGGAUGUUUUUAAUGACAGAAUGUCUAGCAAAGCACAGCAGGUUGAUGAUCUAGUUCAGUCACGUUUUCAUCAGAGUCGAGAUGACAUGCUGGUUAAAUUAAAGGAUCAUAUUGUUCCUCGCCUCCUGGAAACUAUCAAAAGUUGUAUUAAUUCCCAACAUCAUUAUUCUAAAUCAACUGACACCAUGACUGAGGAUCAGUUGGUGGAAAUUUUGAACAAGCUCCUCGUGAAUCUCCAUGAUCUACCCAAGUGUUGUGCUGAGUUGAUCUUACCAUUAAUGACUCAGUACAAGGUAAUUCAGAAUGUAUGUGUCAAUAUAAGAGAUUUCCAUGGGUUGAAAGUAAAUGGUUGCGUUAAGCAUGAAAUAGUUGAAUAUGUCUUACCUCAGUUUCAACGUAUGGCUGAGAGAGUAGGACACUUCUGUUUUGUCCUUUUGUCUUAUCACCUUGAUGUCCCUCAAGUCAAUUUCAAGCUGGCUCAUUUACUUGUGAAAAUUAUCCCUGUUGAACUGGAGGUUAUGCACAUAUGUUUUACAAAUUUGGAGGCUUCAAAGUCAGCAGAAGUUGGUCUUUUCAUUAAGCAGCUCCAAGAAUCCUCUCCAGCCAUUCUUAGAGAAUAUCUGAUUCAUCUACAAGUCCAUAUGGUAACUGUUCUUAAUGCUAGCACUUCAGCUCGAAGCAUUCAUGUCGUGAUAGAGUUCCUAUUGAUUAUUCUAACAGAUAUGCCCAAGGACUUUAUUUAUCAUGACAAAUUGUUCGAUCUCUUGGCACGUGUUGGAGCACUUACAAGGGAGGUAUCCAUUCUUGUUUGCAACUUAGAAGAGAUCUCAAGAAAUGAAGAGAAUAUGAAUGAAACAAAUUGUGGCAGUCUAGACUUGUUGGAAAGUAUUGAACUACUGAAGGAAGAUCUCAAACAUGUUUUCCUGAAAGCCCCUAAAGACUCGUCUCAACUCUGCUUCCCCAAGAGUGAUGGACCAAUCUUCAUAACUCUUCUCCUUAGAAACUUAAAUGAUUUGCUCAAGUCAGAUGCUCAUUCUGCUGCUUUAAUAAAAGAAGAAGUUCAAAUGGUGAAAGAAGACCUAGAAUUCAUAAGAUCUUUCUUUGGAAAAGUUGAGCAAAAAUUGAAUAGAGAUCUCUGGAAUUGUGUUCUAGAUGUGGCAUAUGAGGCAGAACAUUCCAUUAAUUCAGUUCUUGUUAGAGAUCAUGGUCUUUUGAAACUUAUCUUCUUACUUCCCAAAACCAUAGAAAAGAUCAAGCUUAUCAAAGAAGAGGUACAACAGAAGAUCCCCAAGAAUAGGGGCCCCGUUGUUGUCAACUCUCCCAAAAAGCCAACUGAAAUUAGCAAGUCAUCAGCAACCAGUCAAAUAAUUGUAGGUUUUGAGAAGGAGACGAAAGAGAUAAUUAGUAAGCUCACCAAGGGACCAACUGAGAUAGAUGUCAUUUCCAUAGUUGGUAUGCCAGGGCUUGGAAAAACUACUUUGGCUUACAAAGUCUAUAAUGAAAAGUUUGUUGUUGAUCAUUUUGAUGUUCGCGCUUGGUGCACAGUCGACCAAGAACGUAAUGAGAAAAAGCUGUUGCAGAAAAUUUAUAAUCAAGUUAUUGGUUUGAAAGAAAGAUUCAAUGAGGAUGGCAUAGAUGAUGACGUUGCUGAUAAGCUACGGAAACAACUGUGUGGAAAGAGGUACCUUAUUGUCUUGGAUGACUUAUGGGAUAUUGGAACAUGGGAUGAGCUAACAAGACCUUUUCCUGAAUUUCAAAAAGGAAGUAGAAUUAUUUUAACAAGUCGAAUACAAGAAGUCGCUGUGAAAGAUAAACGCCAUAGUGAUCCUCUUUAUCUUCGAUUUCUCACGCAAGGGGAAAGUUGGGAGUUAUUAGAAAGAAAGGUAUUUGGAGAAAAAAGUUGCCCGAAAGAACUACUGGAUGUUGGUGAAGAAAUAGCCCAAAAGUGUGAAGGGCUUCCUUUGGUACUUGAUCUGAUCGCUGGAGUCAUUGCAAAGAACGAAACGAAAAAGGCUUUCUGGCUUGAAGUUCUAAAUAAUUUAAAAUCCAUUAAGAAUGAAGUGAAAAAGGUUAUACAGUUAAGUUAUGAUCAUUUAUCAGAUCACUUGAAGCCAUGCUUACUUUACCUUGCAAGCUGUCCAAAGGACGAAUCAAUUGAAAUCUCUCAAUUGAAGGAUUUAUGGAGUGCAGAAGGGCUUGUGGAACAGACUGAGAUGAAGAGUGUGGAAGAAGUAAUGGAGAUUUAUGUGGAUGAGUUAAUUUCCAGUAGCUUGGUGAUCGUUUUCAACGAGAGAGGUAGGGCAUCGAGUUGCCGAAUUCAUGAUCUUGUGCAUGAUUUUUGUUUGGAAAAAGCAAGAAAAGAAAAGUUGUUUGACUUCAUAAGUUCAAGUGCUCUGUCUUAUUCUUCUUCAGAUCUGAUGCCACGUGGAAUGACCAUUCAUUAUGACCGACAUCUCCUUCCUUCGAAUGAAAACUUAGUCCUGUUCAAUCCAGAAAAGAAAAAUCCUUAUGUUAAACACCUCCUCUCUUUGAAGGUUUCUGAUGGGAAACUCAAUUAUCUUUCCUACAACUGUCACCUAAGACACUUGAGACUUCUUAAAAGGUUGGAGCUGCACAAAAUAAGAUUGACGUAUUCUUUGCUGAAUGAUAUAUGCAUGCUUGUUCAUUUGAGGUGCUUAAAGAUUCAGACGAAGGCAAAAGCUCUCCCUCCGUCAUUUUCAAAUCUCUUGAAUCUGGAAACUCUGGUGGUGGAUAACCAGGGAACAAACAUGGUACUAUCACCUAGUAUCUGGAGUCUUGCAAAGCUACGUCAUGUGAGCAUCGACAAUUGUUCUCUCUUUGAUUCGGAUAUUGACGAACCAGCAGUGUUAAAAGAGCACUCAAAGUUAAAGAAUUUGAGAAUAUUAUAUGGGCUCAAGCUUUCCUCGUCCGGAAACACAGAGGAUAUUUUCAAAAGGUUUCCCAAUCUCCGAAACCUUAUGUUCACCAUCAACGAACCAUGGCCAUGUUCAGCAGAGCAGAUUUCAUUACCAAGAUUGGAUGUCCUUAAAGAACUUGAAGAAGUUUGUGUAUAUUUUGAUUGCGCUUCGUUCCGUCAAGAUCAAUGGGAUUUUCACUUCCCUUCCAGCUUGAAAAAACUGGUGUUGACGAGGUUUAAUCUGACAUCCGAUUUACUAUCAAGAAUUGGGAGACUACCCAACCUUCAAAAGCUGACUCUAGAAGAAGCAAUCAUCCAGGGGAAAGAAUGGAACAUGGAAGAAGAAGUCACUUUCGAGAAUCUCAAAUUCCUGAGUUUGGACUGGGUAUCUUUUUCUGAAUGGAAGGUUGGAGAGGAAUCAUUUCCCGUGCUCGAGGAAUUACAUAUAAAAAGAUGUGAUGAACUUAUAGAGAUCCCAGAUAGUUUUGCGGAUAUUGCUUCAUUAAAGUCUAUCUCACUGUGGGGCAACCGUCAACUUGUAGAGUCAGCUCAUGAGAUUAAGGAAUGUGUUGCUGAAACUAUGGGAGAAGACAAGCUUGAGGUAACGUGCUUCGACGAGUGAGUUCGUGUACGAAAUGGGAUCAUCUUAAGUCCUUAUCUGGGAAAAUCUGGAGAAUAUAAAGGUCGGCCAGAACAUCAACCUGUAGAGGCUUCAAAUGAUGGACUGAUCCUCAGACUUUUAUUCCUUCUUCCAGCUGUUUCUUUUACACUUCUUUUAUUCCAUUGUGGGUAAGCACUAAAAAAGGACCGCCCAGUGCACUAAGCUCCCUCUAUGCGCGGGGUCCGAGGAAGGGCCGGACCACAAGGGUCUAUUGUAUGCAGCCUUACCCUGCAUUUCUGCAAGAGGCUGUUUCCACCGCUCGAACCCGUGACCUCCUGGUCACAUGACAAUAUCUUUACCAGUUACGCCAAAGCUCCCCUUCAACUUUAUCGUAACCUCCUAGUCACAUGGUCACAUUGUGGUUAAGCACUUUCUUUUCCAAUUUGAACUUCUGUUCAAGUUUUUUUCUUUUUGGCGAGUAAAGGUGCUUAUAGACAGCAGAGUUAUCCUAAAAAAACAAUUAUUGUAUAUGUUCCAAGCUUGAUCUGUUUAGCUUCUUACUCUGACUAUGAUUCUUCCAUUAAUGACUCUUUAGUCACUUUAGAGUACAUGAUCUCAAAUCGUAGCUUUCUCCCAUAUAGUUUUGAAACGUUUGAUGUUUUUCAAAUGACAUAUUAACCUAAAAGGCAAGCCCGGUGCACUAAGUUCCUGCUAUGCGCAGGGUCCGAGGAAGGGCUGGACCACAAGGGUAGUUUUACCCUUCUACAGGAUGAUGUUUCUUAACCUAUCAAUGAUAAAGAAUGGUUACACGUAGUUAAAUCAGCUUUUUGACUGAGACAUAAACCAAAAUUACUAGCAAAUGAAAUUAAAAAAGGUAUACUCACCUUCUGUCUGUUCAUUCAAUUAUAGCUGAAAGUUGCUUUGAUCAUUCAGAAAAACAUCCAUCUUUUAGAAAGUUCUAAAGGAAAAUAUCAGAAGAAAGAAAAAGUAAAAUUGUGAGGAUUCAUCAUAAAUCCACAAGAAUCCUGGUGAUGGACUGAAGUGAAAGGCAAUCCCAGACAGAAGUAAAUAAUCAUUUUGACUGCUGGCUCCUUCAAAUUUAUCCAUUGCAGGAAACACUGGCUCUGUUAUAUGAUACUUUUGACAUUCAAGAUUUCACCUUGAUUGACACUGUAUUGAUGCCAACUUCAUAGUCCCCCACCCCCAACACACACACCCUGUACAAAAUAAAUUUUAUAGCUGAUACAGACAUUUUUUCCUCCCCACAUGGAUAGAAGUAGAUAUACAUGAAUUAAUUCAAAUUCCCAUGUGAUAGAGAAAAAGUAAAAGGUCCCGAGAAAUUUUGAUUUAUGGUCGGAGUAUUAUCAAGUGUGUAUUGCCGACGGUGAACAUAUUUUUUUCCUGUUAUUUUGGCUUUGCAAGUUCCUGAUGUGUAUUUUGCGCCGUUGUUUUCUUCUGAUUAUUUGUUUUUAGCCAAACUACAGGCUUCUGGGGAGAUGGACGUUGUAGACUCAUUCAAGUUGAGACGGACUCUCUGGUUUUUAUACAGAAGUUGCACAGUGACGGAGCCUCAGGAUCCACAUUUCAAUGGUAUCAUGCGAAUCGGAGAGCUUAUGAGAAGGGAUUGGAGUUCGGAGGUGUGAAAUCGAGACAUAUUUGGAGGGAAGGCAAUGAGGAUUUGUUACUAAGAAAAUUGUAUGUGACAAUGCUCCGAUUGGUCAAAUACUAGAGUACCCAACAUAUCAGAAUUCACCUCUGUUCACCAUUGAAUAUAUGAAAAAAGAUUAAAUUUU
Messenger RNA from Nicotiana tabacum (common tobacco), 5755 nucleotides. RefSeq names its product putative late blight resistance protein homolog R1A-3. Gene Ontology annotation, molecular function: ADP binding. Lineage: Eukaryota; Viridiplantae; Streptophyta; Magnoliopsida; Solanales; Solanaceae. The record is from RefSeq and is a predicted model, not a curated record. Gene Ontology annotation, biological process: defense response to other organism.